Histoplasma mississippiense is the source of this 366-nucleotide messenger RNA. RefSeq lists its product with no specific name. Lineage: Eukaryota; Fungi; Ascomycota; Eurotiomycetes; Onygenales; Ajellomycetaceae. The record is from RefSeq and is a predicted model, not a curated record. The coding region runs from base 1 to 366 and encodes 121 amino acids. The transcript has 4 exons.
AUGCCUGCAGUGUAUCGCUUCCUACCACGAUUGUUUAUAUUUAGCAGCCAGUCUGGUGUGGAUUCAAGACUGAAAAGUGGUUGGUAUACAAUCAUCAAGGGAGUAUUGUUCAAACUACCUAUUAUGAAUCUCCGCGACUGGCUUUUUUUUCUCGAAGCCAACGUCUCUCGAAUCCUAAAGCGGAGAAUUAAUGGUGACACUCCUCCCAGGAAUGUUCCCAUACUCAACAUGUAUAGCGCGACGGAAAGCUGCAAUCGCAAUUACCAACGCGAUCAGCCAUUUUGCUUUACGAGGAUACUUUUGAGGCUCCUCAGCUUCAGGAAGCAGCGCGAGAUGUCCCGGCAAACCUUCGACGUUUAUUUCUAG